UUGCCCUGUCGUUUCUUCUAGUUCAUCCUGAGCGUCAGGCUGGACUACCGGAUCUCGUACAUGCUGUCCAUAUACAAGAAGGAGUUCGGGGAGGACAGUGACAAUGGCAAUGCCUCCGCCAGUGGCACGCCAGACACGUUGCUGCCAUCAGCUCCUGUUCCUGACAUCGACGAGAUUGCAGCUCAGGCAGAGACGAUGUUUGCCGGAAGGAAGGAGAAAACCCCGGUUCAGCUGGACGAUGAGGGAGGCAGGACGUUCCUGCGGGUCCUCAUCCACCUCAUCAUGCACGACUAUCCUCCACUGCUGUCCGGCGCGCUACAGCUGCUCUUCAAGCACUUCAGCCAGAGAGCAGAGGUGCUUCAGGCCUUUAAGCAGGUGCAGCUGCUGGUGUCAAGCCAAGAUGUUGACAACUACAAGCAGAUCAAGGCAGAUCUCGACCAGCUCCGGCUGACGGUGGAGAAGUCCGAGCUGUGGGUCGACAACAGCUAUGAGAAUGGAGAGAUGGGUGCAGGGCAGGCCAAGGGCGGCGAGGAGACAAGCGAGGUUUGUUCCCAAGGUCACUUCCAGGGCAAACAUUAA
This is a messenger RNA of Acomys russatus (golden spiny mouse), 579 nucleotides long. RefSeq names its product inositol 1,4,5-trisphosphate receptor type 2-like. Gene Ontology annotation, biological process: calcium ion transport. The coding region runs from base 61 to 579 and encodes 172 amino acids. The transcript is spliced from 4 exons. NCBI's taxonomy places the organism in Eukaryota, Metazoa, Chordata, Mammalia, Rodentia, Muridae. The record is from RefSeq and is a predicted model, not a curated record.